CAUUCAUCUCGUGGAUCUAUUUAUACGUGGCGCCGAACAAACAUUCUAUUCUUAGCCGCGCUGUCAUAGCGGAUGACUGGAUGCAAGCUAAUGGGCCACCACGAAAGGAAGGAAACCCAUUUUGGCACCGUCCAUGCUAAAUUCAUCCCAAUGGCUGCUCAGGUGCUUUUCUUGUUCUUGAGCAUUCUCUGCCAUGUCGCUACAGCAGGACGAACUUGUCCUAAGCCAGAUGAAUCACCAUUCGCCACAGUUGUUCCACUAAGAAACUUUUAUGACCCAGGGGACCAGAUAGUGUAUUCCUGCCUGCCAGGCUAUUAUUCUCCUGGAGGCUAUAGACGCUUCACCUGCCCACUGUCAGGGAUCUGGCCUGUUAACACACUGAGAUGCAUGCCCAGAGUAUGCCCUUUUGCUGGAAUCUUAGAAAAUGGAGCGGUUCGCUAUACAACUUUUGAAUAUCCCAAAAAUAUCAGCUUUUCUUGCAACGCUGGGUUCGUUUUGAAUGGAACUGAUUCUGCUAAAUGCAAUGAGAAAGGGGACUGGACCCCAUCCCUUCCCGUCUGCUCUCCUGUAACCUGCCCUCCACCAUCCAUACCUAAGUUUGCCAUACUUAGUGAUUAUAAGCCGAGGGCUGGAAAUAACUCCUUUUAUCAAGACAAGGCAGUCUUUCAAUGCCUGCCACAAUAUGUCAUGUUUGGCAAUGACACGGUGACCUGUACAACACAUGGAAACUGGACCGAGUUACCAGAAUGCAGAGACGUAAAAUGUCCAUUCCCAACAAGACCCGACAAUGGAUUUGUGAACCAUCCUGCAAAACCAGUACUUGAUUAUAAAGAUAAAGCUACCUAUGGUUGCCACGAGACCUAUGUCUUGGAUGGCCCAGAAGUAGUUGAAUGCAGCAAAUUUGGAAAUUGGUCUGCACAGCCAAGUUGCAAAGCCUCUUGUAAAUUGCCAGUCAAAAAAGCGACAGUGCUUUAUGAAGGAGAGAAAGUCAAGCUCCAAGAAAAAUUUAAGAAUGGGAUGCUACAUGGCCAAAAAGUGUCUUUCUUCUGCAAAAACAAGGAGAAGAAAUGUAGCUAUACAGAGGAGGCUCAGUGCAGAGAUGGCACCAUUGAAGUUCCCAAAUGUUUCAAGGAACACAGUGCUUUGGCUUUCUGGAAAACAGAUGCAUCAGAUGUAAAGCCAUGCUAACCUGGAUUUCAGAUUCAAAGUGGAAUUUCAGUCAACCAUGGAUCCAUGAUUGUCGAAGGCACCUAAUGAGAAUGUCAAAAUAAAAGAGAUUUCAUGGC
Messenger RNA from Suncus etruscus (white-toothed pygmy shrew), 1286 nucleotides. It is a transcript of the gene APOH, whose product is annotated as apolipoprotein H. Lineage: Eukaryota; Metazoa; Chordata; Mammalia; Eulipotyphla; Soricidae. Bases 73 to 1188 code for a protein of 371 amino acids. The transcript has 9 exons. The record is from RefSeq and is a predicted model, not a curated record.